Molecule: messenger RNA, 1956 nt
Organism: Lepisosteus oculatus (spotted gar)
Lineage: Eukaryota; Metazoa; Chordata; Actinopteri; Semionotiformes; Lepisosteidae
Source: RefSeq, a predicted model, not a curated record
GCCUUCCUGCAGCUCUCCACCAUUGUGGAGGCAUCUCAGCUGCUGCAGAUCCUGCAGGCUCUCCAGCCGCCCCUCAACAUCGAUGGGAAGAGCAUCGCCGUUGAGUUCGCCAAGGGCUCCAAGCGCGACGUUUUUCUCACAGACAACAGCCGGGUCAGUGCUGCCACAGUGGCCAGUACAGCCAUUGCAGCUGCUCAGUGGGCUGUAACUCAGACAGCUCAGACGGCAGCAGCAGGUGCCCAGAGUGCCGAUUACAGCCUGUACCAGCAGGGGGCACUGUAUGGGGAGACGCAGGAGUAUUCACAAGCUUACGAGACGCAGAGCAAUCCACAUGGGAGCGGCACUGCUGCGGGCGCUGGGCUGAUAGGGUCAUACGUGGCCACAACUCAAGCAGCGACAGUCUCUUCAGAGCCAGAGGUGCCUGGUGUGGAUCCUGUACAGCUGCCCCAGACAACAGCAGCUCAGACGCCCAUGGUGACCACAGAAGCCAGCACACAGUCGGCCCAGGCUGUCCAGUACACCCAGCCAGCCACAGCUCACAAGACAGAGAUCAUCGGCAAACCCCAGCCAGCCGCCAGCAGCCAGCCUGCCACCCCUGGCACUCCCCUCGAGUACCAGCAGUACCCUGUUCCAGAUGUGUCUACCUACCAGUACGACGAGACUUCAGGCUAUUACUACGACCCCCUGACUGGUCUCUACUAUGACCCCAACUCCCAGUAUUACUUCAAUGCCCACACUCAGCAGUACAUGUACUGGGAUGGUGAGCGCCGCACCUACAUCCCUGCUGCCCAGCAGGGCUCUGAGGCCCAGCCUGCAGCCGCGUCCAGCGCCACUGUGCCCACACAGACUGCUGCCUGUAAUGCGUCCACCAAGGAGAAGAAGGACAAACCCAAGACCAAGACUGCCCAGCAGAUCGCCAAGGACAUGGAGCGCUGGGCCAAGAGCCUGAACAAACAGAAGGAGAACUUCCGCUCCACGCUGAUGCCCCUGAGCUCCUCCCGGGAGGACGAGAGGCGGGAGUCGGCCAGUGCGGACGCUGGCUACGCCAUCCUAGAGAAGAAGGGGACGCUGUCGGAACGCCCCCAGACGUUGAUGGAUCAGCUGAAACGCAGUGAGGAAAGAGGGAAGAGCAGCCCGCCGCAGGGCCUGGUGGCUGCCUACAGCGGGGAGAGCGACAGCGAGGAGGAGGGGGAGAAGGGGGCGGAUCGCGAGGAGCGGCUGACCGACUGGACCAAGCUGGCCUGCCUGCUCUGCAGGAGACAGUUCCCCAGCAAGGAGGCGCUGCUCCGGCACCAGCAGCUGUCCGAACUGCACAAGCAAAACCUGGAUCAGAGGAAAGCCCGCAUGACUGACCAGGAGGGAGCAGACCGAGAAGGAGAGCUGAGAUACAGAGAUCGAGCAGCAGAGCGGAGGGAGAAGAUCGGGUUCCCAGAACAGUCCGAUACCAAGAAGAGAAAGUACAGCUCCAUCGAUGGGGUGGCGGGGAACAGCCUGGGCGCCCGGAUGCUGCAGGGAGGGGUGAAGAGGAGCAUGCUCGCCCGAAACAUCCAGGUGGAGUGACAGGGAGAUAGGACCAUGAGAGACUGAGCUUUCAGCCCAGCAGGGACCAGGAGGGGCCGCUGGCCGUCGUCCACACUCCUGUUUCACGCCACCUUCAGAAGAUAUGGACUUGAGUGUUGGUCUGUCUUGUCACUGGUGCAGCUGUUGAGAAAAUCGGCCCCUACACUGCAAUACAAACUGGCAUAAGUACUGGCUUUGAGUGGAUCAGCGGACAACCCCUAGAGCCUCAAGGACACCUGUUUUUAUGUGCCCCCAGGAGGGCUGUGCCAGGGGUGGGCUGCUGCCCACAGGCACACAUUGUCCUCCCAGUGAAGCUCAGCUGAGGUGGGAGAAGUGCUGGCGCACUGUGCAGAGAUGCAGCGUCUUUCACAAAUUGAUUAAAGGUGCUGGAGUGCA